AUGCGCUAUGAAAUAAACGGAAUAGAAAUUCAAAAAUUAAAAACACCUGGAGUUGCAUCUUGCUUGAAAGCAUAUUGUUCGUAUACUCCAAACGAUUUGAAUACGUUGGAGAACGCUGCUUGGGACUCGCUGAUUUUAAAUCGCGCAUCUACCGACCUGGAUGCGAUACACGUUGUUGGCGAGGGCGCAACCGAAGCAGUCUCAAAAAAUAGAAAAAUUACAAUUGAACUUACUAGGGUGGUGUGGAAAAUGCCUAUUAUCAGAGUUAGUGAUAAAGAAAAAUUAAGGUUGAUAAAAGUGGUAGAUUCGUGUAAAACACUAUCAUGUGCGUUCAGAACCUGGGAUCUCUGCGAAUAUCCUAUUCUCCCUAGAAAUACCUCACAUUCGUGGACGGUAAAGUCCAGCAACUUGUUAGAAAAACCGAGGUUUGUGUUAUUCGGAUUACAAACAGAUCGAAAAAAAAAUAUUGAAAUAGACGCUGGACGCUUUGAUCACUGUCAACUAAAAAAUCUUAAGGUUCACUUAAAUUCUGAAGUGUAUCCAUAUGAAGACUUUCGUGCUGAUUUUAAAAAUAAUACAACUAGUAUACUGUAUAAGGCCUAUGCAGACUUUCAAAAAUCAUAUUAUGAGAAAGAGUAUAGUGAACCUUUAUUGUCAAAACAUAUUUUUCAAAACUAUUCACCAAUCAUCGUUGUUGAUUUAUCGUGUCAAAACGAUAAUGUGAAGUCGUCAACCGUAGACCUACGUAUUGAAUUUGAAACUGAUACCGUUAUUCCGGAAAAAACUACAGCGUAUUGCUUAAUAUUACAUGACCAGAUUAUAAAUUAUAGCCCGUUUAGUGGCGAAGUUAGAAAAUUGUAA
This is a messenger RNA of Metopolophium dirhodum (rose-grain aphid), 861 nucleotides long. RefSeq lists its product as uncharacterized. Lineage: Eukaryota; Metazoa; Arthropoda; Insecta; Hemiptera; Aphididae. The transcript has 2 exons. The record is from RefSeq and is a predicted model, not a curated record. The coding region runs from base 1 to 861 and encodes 286 amino acids.